CGGCAGCCGGAAAGGGCCUUGCUGUCACCUUGGCCAUGGCGGCCGAGCCGCCCCCGCCGCUGGAGCCUAGCCCGCUGCCCAUGUUCCCUGAGGAGGGAUUCGCGGACAAGUUCCUGCGCAAGACCCGCGAGAACCCCCUGGUGCCCCUCGGCUGCCUGUGCACCGUCAGUGUCCUGGUCUAUGGAAUCAUCUGCUUCAAGAAAGGCAACACUCGGCGCUCCCAGCUGAUGAUGCGGGCCCGUGUCAUAGCCCAGGGCUGCACCUUCGCCGCGCUGCUGGGGGGCAUGGCGGCCACGGCCUUCAAAUCCCGACAGUGACAUCGGACAAGAGCGAUGCGGCCACGGGCAAGUGUCCACCGGCAGCCCUGGCUGGCAGGGUGGAUUCUGGCUGGGGAUGGAGUUUUCUGAGACUGUUGUGAUGUCUCGGUACAGCCAGUUCUGGAGCACUGGGAAUGGGGUGAAUACACUCUGUGAUUAACAUGUAAUUUAAGCUGUGGCACUUUUUUUGUUUCCCCAAGAGCUCUCCUGCAGCACUGAGGCUGCAUAUCACUAAGACUCACCACCCCUGGUCAGACUUCUUGUUCCUGCUUGAUGCUGUCACAGGCUGAUAAAAUUGUGUCUUCUUGGUCAUGGUCUUGAGGUGUGGUUGUAGUCAGGCAGUGACCAGCAUUUGAGAAAUGAGCUGCCCAUGAGGAGGGAACCACUGCUUAUGGCUUGGUCCUGGCAGGACAAAGUCCCUAGGCAGCGGGGGAGGCCAUUUGGGAGGUUGUGUGAGCUGUGUAAUUAAAACUGGUGAGUAAUAAAGUGAAUUGCAGCAA
Molecule: messenger RNA, 817 nt
Organism: Camarhynchus parvulus
Lineage: Eukaryota; Metazoa; Chordata; Aves; Passeriformes; Thraupidae
Gene: HIGD2A
Product: HIG1 hypoxia inducible domain family member 2A
Exons: 2
Coding region: 36-317 (93 amino acids)
Biological process (GO): mitochondrial respirasome assembly
Cellular component (GO): mitochondrion
Source: RefSeq, a predicted model, not a curated record